Molecule: messenger RNA, 1475 nt
Organism: Cercospora beticola
Lineage: Eukaryota; Fungi; Ascomycota; Dothideomycetes; Mycosphaerellales; Mycosphaerellaceae
Source: RefSeq, a predicted model, not a curated record
CCCACCAUCGAGACUCGACUGACACACGACUGCACGCAGCGCCCGCCGCCGUUGUGCUGUGUGGUUUGGCGUGAAUCAGCCAUCAUCGAGGUCCACCAAAUUUCAAGAAUCGAGAAGCAGAGAGCUCCACAUUGUAUUCAACGCAGAAGCCCGUGCGCCAGAGAAACGCGUAUCGGGUCCUUUGAAACGGAGCGCACGUCAUGGAGCCUCCAAUCAUACUUAUGCCGGCCACGAGAAGUCCUUCUCAAAAGGUGAGCGAACAUUCCCAAACAAGUUCUACAUCAUUAUCGCAAGCCACAGCAAUAGUCAAAGCCACGCGAUAUUCCGAACGCUAGUUGCUCGACGCUUGCGUGUGAUCCGAGGAGGCGACAUUGCAGUAGCUCAACUUUUUGCCUAUCAGCAACCGAACUCUGACACCAUUUCGCUGCGAAAUUAUUAGAUUCCUAUGUUGCAACAAGACCUCAUACUUCCUUCCACUGGACGAGAUAUGCGAACAAGUCCGACACGGCGAAGAAGAAGAUUAUCCACGGCUUCCUCGUCUUCAUCUUCUACGACGCCUCCGACAUCACCUUCCCUCUCGCCGUCUGCAGCAGCCAGAGGAACCAUGUCAUCAUCGGCGUCCAGCUCCGCCAGCGCAUCACCGACGCUUGAAGCAUCUGCGCGAGGAUCAUCAACACUUUCGACACCACUUCCACGUCCACGAAAAGUCUCAUCGCAAUCGCACAUUCCUGAAGCCAUACCCGAAGACGAAGUUCCUGAUUUUAAGCUUCAAUAUUCGUGUUGCUCUUCCACAAUGGAUCAGGACCCGCUUGCGAUCAAGGCCAAUUUGACCGAAAUGCUGAAUUGCGAGCAAGUGAGGAAUGAUCAGAAGAUGAGAUUAUGGAUCCAAUCGAGAUUGAUGGAUGCCGAAUUGGAGCUGAAACGCCAACGUCGUCGAAGAGUCAGUCUACCCACACCUGAUCUGGUCCUAGAUACUGGUGGUACUGCAGACAAGCCGGACGAAUGCUCCUAAGCUCCAUGCUUCACUCUUCCAUUUUCGCAUACUGGGCCUUCCUUUGGGUUUCGAUUUAGCGAGGAGUUAUCGUGAGGCGUUCCGUUUUCGAUCGAUUGUCGGCCUUCGUCGGGUCGCCAAAGUGGGAAUCCAAGUGGAGCCCGCCAGCUUGUGGGUUUAUCGGGUCCAAAGAUAGGGAUUGCACUUCUCGUGGAGUGCAUUAAGUCGAGCUCAUCAGAAGCGGCACAGCAGAUCGCUAUCGUGCGUGGCCAGAGCGGACGAUACAACAGAGUCGAACUUCGUCUGAGAUGUUUGUCUUCUAUGUUUUUUCCCACAUUCACAAGUGCGAUCGCCAAUUUCGGAAUGGGCAUGCACAAGACACAAACAAACUUCAUUGGUAUCAUUCAUCAAUCAGAUGCUACAACAUGACAUCAACCUCACAAGCAAAUCACAAUCAGCAGCGAACACAUUCGCAGUUCCACUA